Molecule: messenger RNA, 4787 nt
Organism: Nezara viridula (southern green stink bug)
Lineage: Eukaryota; Metazoa; Arthropoda; Insecta; Hemiptera; Pentatomidae
Source: the annotation of a GenBank genome assembly
ACGGUUGAUGAAGUUUUGCAGUUUUAUGAAUGAUAUGAUAGUGUUUACAUCUUUCGUGAUCCUGGGGAUGAGCCUUUCGGCUCUCGGUGCCCCUGAGGUGACCGUAUCCCUGGGGAAGAUGGUAGGGGAGACGUUGCUGUCUCGGGAUGGGAGAGAGUACAGCGCCUUCCAGAGUGUUCCGUACGCAGAACCGCCCGUGGAUGGGUUGAGGUUUAUGGUGAGUGUCAUUUAUGGUUUUCUUCAAUCAAUGUGCCUAAAAAGUCAAAGCAGAAUAUAAAUAAAACCAAAAUAAUCGGAAGAUUCAGAGAGUCAGAAACAGACAUAGAAGCCGGCUGAGCUGGUUAACUUUCAUUCUUGUCGAACCAUCGAAAUUAAUAGUUGGAAAAAUAAAAAAAAACAUUUUUUAUUUUUUCCGUCAAUUUCGGAAUGUAUUUUAAUUUGUGAUAUAUAUUAUAUUCACAGUAUUGUUCUUUUUGUGUAUCCUUUUGCUUGUCAUCCUUUGUUCUUUCCUCGCCGUCCAACACUUUAAAAUAAUUCGUUAUGAGAUUUUUAUUUCUCUUAUUCAUGUUGUUGUUUGUUAUGUUAAAAUUCUUUUUAGGUGUUUUAUCUCGGCUAUCAUCUUUCGCGUUGUCAUUAUUUUUAUUAUUUAUAUAUUUAUACCACAGUUUUUUAACCAUUUUUUGUGGAUACAAAUUACUCACCAUAAUAUUGUAUAUAUUGUUUUUAAUCUUCUUGUUAUAUUUUGUGUCUGUAAUUUUUAUCGCUUUAAUAAUCAGAUUAACGGUGGUAUUUAUAAUCUGAUGUUUAGGGUGGUUCGAGUAAUAAUUUAAUAUGAGAUCACUGCAUUUUUCUUACCUAAUCCAAUAUGUUUCUAUUUGAUUUUUUAUUUAUUAUGAUAUUAAUAUCCAAAUAUCUUAUAGUGUUAUUUAUAGGUUUUUCUAUUGUAAAUAUGAUCUUAUUGUUGCCAUUAUUUAAUAAUUCAAACAAUUUUUCGCAACUACCAUGUAUUUUUGGACUUAAUUUUAUUGCAGAAUUCUUUUCAUGCCGUUUCUUAAAGCAUUUGGAGCUCCUCAGGACUUUCUUACUAUUCAAUGUUACUAUAACCUUUGGAAAAGUGGAUUAUUAUUAUUCCAAAAUAACUCAAUAAAUAAUAAAAAUAACUUUUAGAUUUUACUCCUUUGUAAGAAAUAAAUAAAGAAAUACUCCUCAAAGAUUUUUAUUUUAUAACUCUACUUUGUUCUAUAGUUAUGGUUCUACUUAAUUUAAGGAAGUCUAGUUUGUGCCAUUUUGUGUAGUUUCAACGGUUCUAAACUCCUGUUAAUUUUUGUAUCAUGUUUAAGUCAAAACUACUUUUGUAAUUUAUAACAAACAAAAAAAUCGUGGGCUGGAUGUUAGGCGAAAAUUUUAUUUUUCGGUUGCUAUGAAAAUUCGUAGUUAGAGAUAGUGGAUAUAAACAGAAGGUGCAAGUGGCCCAUACAUCUUUUGUUUGAGAGCCCUAGGAAAAACAAUGGUUGAAGAGCAUUACCGGUUCAGUGUUCCCAAGAGUUCCGUUUUUGAACCAUUGUUUUUCCUAGGAGCCUUUCACACAUAAAAUACAUUCAUGCUGGAUGCAGGAUGCAUGUGCGUCUUGUAUCUUGAUGAAAGGGCUCUCAAACAAAAGAUGUAUGGGCCACUUGCACCUUCUGUUUAUAUCCACUAUCUCUGUUUAGUUUAGUACGUCAGUUUGAAAUAUGAAUGAUCAAUCCUACUCUUCAAGCGACGGAAUUAUAAUUGUGUCUUGUACUUUCAGAAGAAGACAAAGACAAAGAAGGAAUAGUUUAUGGCAGCAUCACUACGUGAACAAUGCAGCAGAAUAUAGCCCUAUUGUUAUUGCGUCACAGCAAUUACUGAACCAUCCAGUAAAGUUUCAGGCUUAUUAUAAAAUGGAGAGUUUUGUAAACAGUUAUUGGUCACAUGGAACCACACUUGAAACACUUGGAGCGGGGCAUGAGGAGGUGUAAGGGGCGAGUACAACAAAGAUGCCCGCUGAAAUCUCCAGCCGGCUGGUUCUCAAGAGGCAUGAACGUCUUUCAUCCAGAAUGCUACGCACUUGCAUCUUGUGUAAACCUCUCGUCCAAUUACAUGAUCUAAUGUUUUAAAUGCAUGCACCUUGCUACUUACAUCUAGGAUGCUAGACGUACUUGCAUCUUCUAUAUGAAUGCUCUCGCUUAAUUACAUGGUCUAGUGUUUUAGAUGCAUGCAUCUUGCAUCUUACAUCCAGGAUGCAGGAUGAUACGUACUUGCAUCUUCUGUGUGGAAGUUCUGUUAAAUUUCAUGGUCUAGUGUUUUAGAUGCAUGCAUCUUCGGUGUGAAAUGGACUCUAGGAUAAAUCAACUAUGAUGUAAAUAACGCCCAGCACUUCAAAAUUCAGAUAUUUGCAGAAUACAUUAUUUGGGUUUCAGUUUUGCUAGAAAACAAUGUUGCAAUCAUCGCAACCCACAUUUGGCUAAGCUCGUUCCCUCGAGUUAUUCCACUUAAGGGCUCCACAACCAGCUCAACCUUGGGAUGGUGUGCUAGAUGCAACAGUUCCUAGUCCACCUUGUUACCAAAAAUCUUUUCUUAUGUCUCAAACAGGAAUGCAAGGCCAGGAGGAUUGUCUUUAUUUAAAUGUUUAUACUCCAAACUUAAAAGCCUCAUUGCCUGUAAUGGUGUAUGUCCAUGGAGGUGCCUAUAUGUAUGGAUGGCCUGGAACUGCUAUAAAACCAAGUUAUUUCAUGGAUGAAGAUGUGGUUGUAGUUGGAAUAGCAUACCGUCUUGGAAACUUGGGUUUUUUGAGCUUUGAGGAUGAUGUGGUACCAGGAAAUUAUGGGAUAAAAGAUCAAGUUCUUGCAUUGGAGUGGAUAAAACAAGAAAUAAAGAACUUUGGUGGAAAUCCAGAAAUGAUAACAGUAUUUGGAAUCAGUGCUGGAGCUGCUUCAUCCCACUAUUUAUGUUCUAUCCCAAAAGCACAAGGUUUACUCAAAGGUUGUAUAUCACAAAGUGGAGUAGCUGGUACUAUUUGGUCACUUCAUGCACCUGGUGAGGCAAGAGAAAUGGCUCUCGAACUAGCAAAAAAACUAAGCUGUGAUUCAUAUUCUGGUUCUGAACUUCUAACAUGUCUUCAGGCUCAGCCAGUUGAGUCUUUCAUUACUACAGCUGAUAUAGAACACAUAACUAAUUUACCAGUUCCUGUCUUGGAGAAACCUUCUGACACAGCUGUGAUCACCCAAUGGCCUACAGGUUACUCUGAUUUUCCGUGGAUAGCUGGUGUUAUGGCAAAUGAAGGACUCCUCAUUACUGAAUAUGUAAAGGACUUUGCAACACCAUUUCAAAAAUUAGGAUUUUAUUUGGCAGGAAAUGUGCUGGUAGCAAAAGCGUUACACUUAAAAGAUAAUGUUGUAAUAGAAUUACUUAAAAUUACUGAGAGGUUUUUUCAUUGGAAGGAUCUUCUUCAUCUAUUAUCUGACUAUGAGAGAUUUUUCACAGAAACAUUUUUUGAAUACCCAAUUCUUAAGGAAAUGGUGCGGCAUAAUGGUCCAAAGUAUUUCUAUCGUUUUCAAUACUCUGGAGGUCCUUCUCUCUGGGAACAGAUAUCAAAUAGAUCACUUCAAAUCGAUGGAGUAUGCCAUGGUGAUGAUGCAGCCUAUUUCUUCAAUGUAAGCAACUAUUUCAUACCAGAAGGAUGGCCUGGGCCAAAGGAUAUUGAACUCUCAAAAACAUUAGUAAAGGCAUGGGUUCAUUUUGCCACACAUCAAGUUCCAUAUAUAGAAGGAUUAGAAUGGAAACCAUUUGGAGAUUAUGCAAGUUAUUUGCAUAUCACAAAUGAUGAAAUAAAAAUGGAAAAUUUUUCAAAUUUCAAAGAAGUUAUUGAUUUUUGGAAUAAUAUUAAGUAACAUUAAUAACUGAAUAUGAUCCAACAGGCGAGCAGGAAAACAAAUGAAAAAAGUUUAAAUUGAAAAAAAAUGACAAGAAAAAAUAUAAUACAUGUGAAUUUUCAGAAAUAACAAUAAUUUUUUGUUUUUAAAAUCUUCUUAGUAUUUAAUAAAUUAAUUAGGCAUUAGUAUAAAAAAAAAAUUAAGACAUGCUAUUAUGUUAAUAAUAUAAUAUUAUUACAUUAGUUUGUUUCUUAAUAUGAUGUAAAUAAAUAUUUUUUAUUAUACUGUACAUACUAUUACUUUUUUUACUAAUAAAUUUGAAUAUUUUUAAUAAAAUAUGGAUCAUUUAUUUUCAUUCUCUAUUUAUUCUUCUAUCAAAACCUAUACAGAGUGUUUCAGGGUUAAGUGGCCAAACUGAAAGUAUGAAUUAAGGAUCUCAAAACAAGAAAAAAAAUUCCUAUGAAGGCAUGUCCGCAAACGCUUUGAGAUAUUGGCACCUAAAGAUUUUCUUUGUUAUGAAUUAUUUGCGUUGUAUUAAGUAAAUAAAACUUAUUUAUUUGUUCCACCUACUUUAUUAAUUAAAAAUGAACAUUAAAUUCAUAUUAAAUGUUGUUAAAAAUGAUUUUCUUGAGCAUUAAGACAAGCUCGGCAUCCUUCUUCAACAGCAGCAGUGGCAGAACGGCACUGGAUAUGUGUUAUUGUUUCACAAGAUUCAAUUAUCCUUCUUCAUAAUCCGUCAUUGACCGGACUUGCAUAGACUUUUUGUUUAAUGCCACCCCAAACAAAAAAAUGCAGCUGUGUCAGGUCUGGAGAGAAACAGUGAAUGGGAAAUGAGUUCGGCAAAACUUCAAGAAAUUAAAAAAAAAAUUAUAAAAUGGAACUCAUCAAACCGAA